Messenger RNA from Onthophagus taurus, 1686 nucleotides. It is a transcript of the gene Hmgs, whose product is annotated as HMG Coenzyme A synthase. Gene Ontology annotation, molecular function: hydroxymethylglutaryl-CoA synthase activity. Lineage: Eukaryota; Metazoa; Arthropoda; Insecta; Coleoptera; Scarabaeidae. The record is from RefSeq and is a predicted model, not a curated record. Gene Ontology annotation, biological process: acetyl-CoA metabolic process.
AGAUAAAAAGUGGUAGGGACACUACAAAACGAACGUACUCACCAAAUUCCUUUCAGUUUCUCCUCGAAAGUCACCACAAAAUCGUUUCUUACCUUAAUUUUUUUGAGUUAAUUUUACAUAACCUAUCUAAAUUAAUUAUAAAAUCAUCAUGUCUUGGCCAGAAAAUGUCGGUAUUUUAGCAAUAGAACUCAUCUUUCCUUCACUUUACGUGGACCAAACUGAAUUGGAAGCAUUCGAUGGCGUUUCUGCCGGUAAAUACACCGUGGGACUCGGCCAAAGCCGCAUGGGUUUCUGUACAGACCGCGAAGACAUCAAUUCAAUGUGUAUGACCGUUGUACAACGUUUAAUUGAAAAAUAUGAAGUUAAAUUUAGUGAAAUUGGUCGUUUGGAGGUGGGUACGGAGACUAUAGUUGAUAAAUCAAAAAGUGUUAAAUCCGUAUUGAUGGAGCUAUUUGAAAAAGAAGGUUGCUUUGACGUCGAAGGUGUAGACACCACAAAUGCAUGUUAUGGAGGUACAUCAGCAUUAUUCAACUCAAUAUCUUGGGUGGAAAGUUCAGCUUGGGAUGGAAGGUAUGCUUUGGUUGUUGCUGGAGAUAUUGCUGUUUAUGCAAAGGGCUCAGCAAGACCAACAGGAGGUGCAGGAGCUAUGGCAAUGUUAAUUGGACCAAACGCCCCUUUGGUUUUUGAUAGAGGAAUUAGAGCGAGUUAUAUGAGACAUGCUUAUGAUUUUUAUAAACCAGAUUUUUGUUCUGAAUAUCCAAAAGUUGAUGGGAAAUUGUCGAUUCAAUGUUAUUUAGAUGCUUUGGAUAAUUGUUAUUCGGGUUAUUGUAAAAAGAUGGGGUUAAAAGGUAAUGAGGUCAAUUUAGAUUACUUUGACGCGAUUUUAUUUCAUACUCCUUAUUGUAAGUUGGUUCAAAAAUCUUUAGCACGUUUGGCGUUAAAUGAUUUCAUAAAAAAUCCAGAUCAAUCUAAAUAUAACGAUUUCUCGCAAUUUAAAGAUGUUAAAUUAAACGAGACUUAUUUUAAUCGCGAAAUUGAACAAAGUUUUAUGACGUAUACAAAACAGAUUUUCGAAUCAAAAACGAAACCUUCGCUUUAUAUAGCUAAUCAAGUAGGAAAUAUGUACACCCCAUCUAUUUAUUGCGGAUUAGUUUCAUUAUUAAUCUCAAAAACGCCCGAAGAAUUAUCUGGUAAUAAAAUAGGUUUGUUUAGUUACGGAUCGGGUUUAGCGUCUUCGAUGUUUUCAAUUACAGUCAAGAACAAUCCCGACGCUUUAAAACGAAUUGUAGAUAAUUUAAAACCGAUUAGAGAUACUUUAGACAAUAAACGUAUCUGCGUUUCGCCAGAAAAAUUUAGCGCUAUUUUACAAUUACGCGAAGAAAAUUGCCAUAAAGCUCCUUAUGAGCCUCAAGGAGACAUCUCGCAACUAUUUGAAGGCACAUUUUAUCUUGACAGAAUCGAUGAUAUGCAUAGAAGGACGUAUAAAAGAUUUUCUGGACAAAUUUUAAACGGAAAUGUUUAAAAAAAACAUAGCAACAAAUUAAAAAGAAAAGAACACGUAUUACACAAAGAUAAUUAAUUUUAUUAUAAAACGUUAUUUUUUAAGAAUUAUGUAAAAGCAAGCUGUAAAGGUUGUAAAAUUGUUUUUAACUUGUAGAUAUUAAUAAAGUGGUUAAUUUAUAUGUU